Molecule: messenger RNA, 347 nt
Organism: Staurois parvus
Lineage: Eukaryota; Metazoa; Chordata; Amphibia; Anura; Ranidae
Source: the annotation of a GenBank genome assembly
AUGUACACACAGACACAUGUACGUACAUACACACAAACACACACACACACAGACACAUGUACACACAGACACAUACAUGUACAUACAUGCAGACACAUGUACAGAUACACACAAGUACAUACACACAGACACACACACACACCAUAAAAAGUUGCAGUACUUCGUUGUUCACUCACAGAUCCGGGUACUGCACUCUAGGGGGAGGCAGAGAGCACAGCACACACUCCUUCCUUUGCUUUCACUGCGCUCAGCUAUUGAACAGUCUGACGGCUCCCAGUGCCAAUGACAGAUCCGGCCUGAGCUAUGAGCCUGCUCAGCAAGACGGCCCCAGCAUAACUUCCACUCGC